AGACUGGGGAAACCAUGACAAACACCACUUAAGAUAUUGUAUAUAACAUCAAGAAAGAUCCACAACAGCGGGCAUGUCAUGAAAAGUUGCAUUUGUCCUGCCUUGUCUUGUUUUGCUUUUAUAGAAGUUGCACUCUCGCUUCAACUUCCAAUUGAAAACAUUUCAGAGUGGAAUUGAAAGUGCAAAUCAUAAACCCUUUAUGUCAAGAAACCAGUGCCAAACAAUAUGUCCAGCACAAGCAGGAUCACACCAGAUGCAGCUCAGGAUUGUGCUGCUGGGCAGAGCUGGAGCUGGAAAGAGCAAAGUGGCCAGAUUCCUCCUAGGAGGCAAGCAGCUAAAGGGUGAGAUAAGAUCUUGCGUUGUUUAUGAAGGAGAAACUGCAGGAAGGAGGAUCUGCCUGGUGGACACACCUGGAUGGGGUCGUUCUAUACUUCAUACAAGAGAGAAGAUUAAAAAUGAAGUUAUCAGAAGUGUAAACUUUUGCCCUCCAGGACCCCAUGCUCUAAUUGUGGUGUUACGUGUUGAAGGCCUUACUGAAGUGCCUUCUGUAAAACAACUUAACACAGCAAGCCGGCACAUGGAGUUGCUGUCUGAAAGGGCCUGGAAGCACACUAUGGUGCUGUUCUUAUGUGAUAAGGAAGUGGAGGAUCUCACAGUGGAAGCAUACAUUCAGAAAGCAAACAAAUUACUGGAAAAAUGUGGCAAUCGACACUACGUUCUCCAUUCUGAAGCCCAGGUCUCUGAGUUCCUCCAGGAAAUAGAGAAGAUGGUGGAAGGAAACUCUGGUGAUUUCUUCCUGCCACAGAUUUAUUAUGAAUAUUGUCAAACAAGAAUUAAUGAGGCUGAGGAAGCUGUAAUUAGGCGCCAGCAUGGAAAUCUCGAGGGGGGUCGUCAUUUUCUGAAUGAAGAUAAUCAGAAAGUGGACACUGUGGCUACUAAAAGCAAGUUUUUGGAAAGGAUGCUAGGACAACACUACCUCAAACCAGUGGGACUUAUAGCACUGGUCGUCGUCGGUGCUCUUAUUGGAUCAAUGGCUGAAUCUGUGUAUGUAGUCAUGGAGUCAUGCAUGGGAAUUGUCAUCUGAGUUGUCGUGACAUUUACACUCUGGCUUAUUGGUGCUGCAUGUUGUUCAGAAGAAAGUUCAGAUAUUCUUCAACAUUUGCAUUUUUUACUUUUUCAACAAGUAAACUGUAAAUAGAAGAGUGUAAGAACACUUUUACGGCAUUUCGCUGACGCUCUUAUCCAGAGCGACUUACAAUCUGAUCAUUUUACACAAUCGGCCUGACUGCAUGUCUU
Messenger RNA from Pygocentrus nattereri (red-bellied piranha), 1296 nucleotides. RefSeq names its product GTPase IMAP family member 9-like. The transcript has 4 exons. The record is from RefSeq and is a predicted model, not a curated record. Bases 200 to 1084 code for a protein of 294 amino acids. NCBI's taxonomy places the organism in Eukaryota, Metazoa, Chordata, Actinopteri, Characiformes, Serrasalmidae. Gene Ontology annotation, molecular function: GTP binding.